Capsicum annuum is the source of this 2168-nucleotide messenger RNA. Its product is annotated as mannan endo-1,4-beta-mannosidase 2. The record is from RefSeq and is a predicted model, not a curated record. Lineage: Eukaryota; Viridiplantae; Streptophyta; Magnoliopsida; Solanales; Solanaceae. Gene Ontology annotation, molecular function: hydrolase activity, hydrolyzing O-glycosyl compounds. The transcript is spliced from 5 exons. The coding region runs from base 658 to 1980 and encodes 440 amino acids.
AGAGGAAUAGUAAAAUAUGAAAGGCUUAUAUCAACAAUGGCCCAAAGUUUGGUUCUCUACAAAAAGAUAAAAUAAAAUUACUAGGUGUAUUAUUCAACAAAAAAAGAUAAGCUAAGAAAUCAAGAUUUCAGAUCUAAUCAAGCAUUUUUGAAAACCAACAUUCCACCUCACUGUCAUCUUCAUCUUCCUUAUUCAUGCAUCUUUUUUAUUUUCCUCAAAUUUAUCAUAAUGUUUUUGACAUGAUUGGUUACAUGUUAGGUGUACCUUUUUUUUUGUGUCUAAACCUAUAAAUGUCUUAAUUUAUAAGGCAUUAGAAGACAAACCCACUUCAAAAAUAUUAAUUUCUUGGAUUUUGGCUCCACUUGAAGUAAUUUCUAGUGUAAAUUUCCUAAAAGAGAUCUGGUUAUUGUUUCAAAAUCAUUUUUUCCACGUGGGGUUCUUAAAUCUUGAUGAAAUAUAGAGAUCUAAGGUAUAAAGAUUCAUUUUUUCAUCAAUUUUCUUGGAUUUGGAGCUCAAAGUUAGCAUUUUUGAACUCCAAAGGAUAAUUGUGGUGUUCUUGUUGUUGGAAAUCUUACGGAAAAUACUUCAUCUCGAACACUUGUAUGGUACUUUUGAGAUAUUAAACAUAUUUUGCCUACACUUGUUUCUUUAGUGGUAAUGGUUAAAUCAUCAAUGAGCAGAAUGCUAGCAGGAAAUGGUUUGUUUUAUCCAAUUAUUGGAUUUGCAUCAUUUAUUGCUUUUCUGUAUUUGUCAUUUGGGGACUUAUGGGUGAAUUAUAAUAAGGAGAUAAACUUAAGUUUUGUUGAGAGGAAUGGAACUCAGUUCUUUGUUGAUGGUAAAGUUUUUUAUAUCAAUGGAUGGAAUUCUUACUGGUUAAUGGAUCAUGCUGCUGAUUAUAGUACUCGACCGCGAAUUCGAACAAUGCUUCAGGCUGGUGCUAAGAUGGGACUUACUGUUUGUAGAACUUGGGCUUUUAAUGAUGCUGGUUACAAUGCUUUGCAGAUUUCACCUGGAAAAUUUGAUGAGAAAGUGUUUAGGGCGUUAGAUCAUGUUAUUGCAGAAGCCAGAAGAAAUGGAAUCAGGCUGAUACUGAGCUUGGUUAACAAUCUGCAAGCAUAUGGUGGGAAGACUCAGUAUGUAAAGUGGGCAUGGGAGGAAGGUGUUGCUUUGAGCUCUUCCAAUGAUUCAUUCUUCUAUGAUCCAUCCAUUCGCCGUUAUUUCAAAAAUUAUGUCAAGACAGUAUUAACAAGGAGGAACAUAUACACCGGUAUCGAGUACAGGGAUGAUCCAACCAUCUUUGCAUGGGAGCUAAUUAAUGAACCUCGCUGCAUGACCGAUCCUUCUGGUGAUACACUGCAGGACUGGAUAGAAGAGAUGUCAACAUUCGUGAAAUCAAUUGACAGGAAACAUCUGCUAACAGUGGGUCUUGAAGGAUUCUAUGGUCCUAAAAGUCCCAAAAGGACAACUGCCAAUCCAGAAAUUUGGGCUGCUGAUCUUGGAUCUGAUUUUAUCCGCAACUCUAUACUCUCAACUGUUGAUUUUGCCUCUGUACAUGUGUACCCAGACCAUUGGUUUCACCACAAAAACUUUGACGAAAUGUUGAAAUUUGCGGCCAAAUGGAUGCUGUCUCACAUUGAAGACGGUGACAGGGAACUGAAAAAGCCUGUCUUGUUCACUGAAUUUGGUUUGUCAAAUGAUAACGAUGAUUUUGAACCAGCUCAACGGGAUAAAUUCCUCAAAAUGGUUCUUGAUGUCGUAUACAAGUCUGCUAAAAGAAAUAGAUCUGGAGCAGGAUCAUUCUUCUGGCAGUUCCUGGUUGAAAAAAUGGAACGGUUCAAUGACGAAUAUGGAAUUGUUCCAUGGGAGAGUACAUCAACAUAUCGAUUAAUUACAGAACAGUCGUGCAGACUGGCCAAAGUACAGGGAUUACUGUCUACACAAAUCGAACACGUAAAGAAUUUUUGUUCCACGAAGAACUAAGAAACGUUGAUUUGAUUUUGGAAAAGAAAGAAUACAUAUUAUGAUAUAACUCCAGCAUCAUUUUUUCCUUACUGAAAUUCAUUUUAAGGGAAGAACUGUAGGAUAUAGGUUUACUCCUUUGUAUCAUUUCUCACGUUAUAGAUGUGUACAAUUUUCAUCAAAUGAAACUUAUGCAGAUUAUUCCUUCA